Molecule: messenger RNA, 852 nt
Organism: Rubroshorea leprosula
Lineage: Eukaryota; Viridiplantae; Streptophyta; Magnoliopsida; Malvales; Dipterocarpaceae
Source: the annotation of a GenBank genome assembly
UACAUCACCACUUUCCGUUAGGUUUUACUUAGAUCCCCUCGUACUCUCCGCUUGCCAUUCUCAGCCUCUCUCGAAGCCGGAAGCCCCACCUCCCGGUCGAACCUCACCAUUUUCUCGGGUUAAAGAUGGCAACUGUGACUCUUACCUCCCCUUGCGUUGUCAAAUCUGCAACUCGAAGCCAGUUUACAAGCGCCAUUUUCAAGAGGCCCACAUCUCUGGGAUCUCUUAAGAGUAUGUCCAAGUCUUCCGGCUUGAAAUGUUCCUCCAAUUUCAGAGCAUCAAUGUCAGUGUACAAGGUUAAGCUGGUUGGACCAAAUGGUGAAGAGUAUGAGUUUGAGGCCCCUGAUGACAAAUACAUCCUGGACGCAGCUGAGGAAGCAGGAGUUGAGCUGCCUUAUUCUUGCAGGGCAGGAGCAUGCUCUACUUGUGCUGGGAAAAUGGCUUCAGGUUCAGUGGACCAGUCCGACGGUUCCUUCCUCGAUGAUAACCAAAUGAAGGAGGGUUAUCUUCUGACCUGUGUUUCAUACCCAACUUCAGACUGUGUGAUUCACACUCACAAGGAAGGUGAUCUUUACUGAGUCUUUCAGUGGUCAGAAUUAAGUUAGGUGCUCCAGUUAUUUGUCAAGGUUUUUUGCCAGCAUAAUAUGAAACUUGUGGACUGUAGGUCAAGUGCUCUCCUGGACCUCUUGUUUUCUAGUGUUAUUAUCAUGUUCUUUGGAGAAUGAUUUCUCAGACUCGGAUUUUAAAGAUGGUUCUGGAAUGGUGCUUUCAUGUAUUGCAUCUUUCAUCUUAAAUACGUGAAACAUGGUUCUGCAAAAGUGUGACGUAAUAGCAUAAAAGAUAAUUUAAGCC